Chenopodium quinoa (quinoa) is the source of this 1848-nucleotide messenger RNA. RefSeq names its product ATP-dependent DNA helicase PIF1-like. Gene Ontology annotation, molecular function: DNA helicase activity. The record is from RefSeq and is a predicted model, not a curated record. Bases 1 to 1848 code for a protein of 615 amino acids. The transcript is spliced from 5 exons. NCBI's taxonomy places the organism in Eukaryota, Viridiplantae, Streptophyta, Magnoliopsida, Caryophyllales, Amaranthaceae. Gene Ontology annotation, biological process: DNA repair; telomere maintenance.
AUGCCACUUGCAGUUCGUAAGCUCUUUGCUACUGUGCUUAUCUUUUGCCAACCCAGCGAUCCUCUCUCUCUUUGGAUGAAAUAUUAUACUUUUUUUUCUGAAGAUUUUAGACACGGGUAUACUUCUGAUCCACUAAAAGUGAAGAAUCUCACUGUUAAGUCAGUUGAAUGGUUUUUGGAAUCAAUGGGAAGCUCUCUUGCUGCAUAUGGACUAGACCAUUUAGUUCAGCCUGAUGUUGAUGAAAUACGCAGAACAAAGGAUAUAGAAGAUGCAUUGAAUGCUCCAAUACCAUAUCAGUGUCUACAAUGCAAGAACCAAUUGAAUCAGGCUCAACGAGAGGCUUUUAAUGUCAUAAUGGAUCAUGUUACAAAGCAAAUACAUGGGGCAUUUUUUAUAGAUGGUCCUGGUGGAACAGGAAAGACUUUUUCAUAUAAUGCUUUAUAUGCAGAAAUAAGGCUGAUGAAUAAAAUUGUCUUGCCAACAGCAACAUCCGGUAUAGUUGUAGCUAAUAUUCCUUCUGGAAGAACUGCACACUCACGGUUUAAGAUUCCACUAUAUCCUCUUGAAUCACUUGCCUGUAAUGUACCUAAACAAGGAAGUCUAGCAGCAUUGCUUAAAGAAACAACACUUAUCAUUUGGGAUGAAGCUUCGAUGGCAAAAAAGGAAAACAUUGAGUCACUUGAUGUGUUACUCAGAGAUAUUUGUAAUCCCAAUUUAUUAUUUGGAGGUAAAAUUGUUGUAUUUGGAGGAGAUUUCAGACAAGUUCUUCUUGUCGUUCCAAAGAGAACACAACGUGAAGCAGUUGCUGCUAGCUUGUUGCAAAAUACAGAAGAUGCAUUUGUGCAGCUGCCAACAGAAAUUGUACAACCUUAUGAUGCUGCUACACCUCAAGAUAUGCAUUUGACUUCGGUUGCAUUUCCAGAAAUGGAUAUGCCUCCAUUUAGUGCAGACAUAUUUACAACUAGAGCUAUACUCACACCAAUCAAUGAUGAUGUGGAUGUUAUAAAUGCAGUUUUGAUAGACAAAUUUCCAUGUGAAGCAGUGGCGUACAAGAGUUAUGAUUCAAUGAUCGAUGAUGAUUGUAACAUCUAUCCUACUGAAUUUCUGAAUAAGCUUUGUCCUGGUGGCAUGAGCCCUCAUGAACUCAUAUUGAAACCCAAUAGUCAUGUUAUCCUGCUACGUAACAUCUUAUCAUCAUCUGGACUUUGCAAUGGAACGCGCCUAAUAUGUAAAAAAAAUUUCCCAAAUCUCAUUGAAUGUGUUAUUGCUAUUGGGCAUCAUAAAGGAGAACAUGUAUUGAUACCAAGGAUUAAUCUAAGACCAUCAGAGUCUUCAGGUUAUCCUUUUCAAUUUCAAAGGAAACAAUUCCCUUUAAAGCUUAGCUUUGCGAUGACCAUCAACAAAGCUCAAGGGCAAACACUUAACAAAGUUGUUGUUUACCUACCAAGAUCAUGCUUCUCACAUGGUCAGCUGUAUGUUGCCCUUUCCCGAGCUCGACAAGCAACUAAUGUCAGUGUUAUAACUGACAGAAAUGCUGAUCAGGUAUUCAUUCUGAAGGAUGGCAUAUUCUCCAAAGAAAAUCUUAUUAUGGCACCACAACGAAAAUUUCUCGAUGAGCUCGAUACAUCGAGCAAAUCAUACAAGGUUAAGGUGAAUAUUGCAGAAAAGGGUAGAAAGCAAGAAUCUGAGAAGAAAAUAUUGUACCAGUAUAUUAUCUUACAGGAUGACAAGAAAAAUCGCAUGAAGGUGACAUUAUUUAGUGAUCAAAUUGAUGCAUAUAAAGAUGUUAUCUUGUUUAGAGGAAACUACGACAUUGCUAAUGCCUUGAUAAGGCCACUAGAUGCAUAG